AUGGAGGAAGCCGGGGAGGAGAGAAAGGAACAAUGGAGGAAGUCGGAGAGGAGAGGACGUAAGGAGGAGGGGGGAAGGAACAAUGGAGGAAGCCGGGGAGGAAAGGAAGGAGGGGAGGGAGGAGAGAGAAAAGAACAAUGGAGGAAGGAGGGGAGGAUAGGAAGGAAGGAGGGGAGGGAGAGAGAGAGAGAGAAAGGAACACUGGAGGAAGGAGGGAAGGAGAGAAAGGAAGGAGGGGGAGGAACAAUGAAGGAAGCCGGGGAGGAGAUAAAGGAAGGAGAUACGAUUACAUCCAUUCAGACAUCCUUGGAAAGUUUAGAGGUAGAUGGACAGGAGAGAAAGGAAGAAUGGAGGAAGACGGGGAGAAGGGGACGGAAGGAGGGGAGGGGGAGAGAGAGAAAGGAAGAAUGGAGGAAGCCGGGGAGGAGGGGACGUAAGGAGGAGGGGGGAAGUAACAAUGGAGGAAGCCGGGGAGGAGGGGACGUAAGGAGGAGGUGGGAAGUAACAAUGGAGGAAGCCGGGAAGGAGGGGACGGAAGGAGUGGAGGGGGAGAGAGAGAAAGGAAGAAUGGAUGAAGCUGGGGAGGAGGGGAAGUAA
Messenger RNA from Pecten maximus, 597 nucleotides. Its product is annotated as eukaryotic translation initiation factor 3 subunit A-like. Lineage: Eukaryota; Metazoa; Mollusca; Bivalvia; Pectinida; Pectinidae. The transcript has 2 exons. The record is from RefSeq and is a predicted model, not a curated record. The coding region runs from base 1 to 597 and encodes 198 amino acids.